Moesziomyces aphidis is the source of this 3051-nucleotide messenger RNA. The record is from the annotation of a GenBank genome assembly. NCBI's taxonomy places the organism in Eukaryota, Fungi, Basidiomycota, Ustilaginomycetes, Ustilaginales, Ustilaginaceae.
AUGUCCGUCACACUCCCCAUCAUCCACUUCAAUGACGUCUACCGCGUCCGCCAGAACGACAAGAAGAGCGGCGGAACCAUCGGCGCGGACCAGUUUGCCGCCAAGAUUCAGUCCAUCCGCGAGUCGUGGGGCGAGCCGUCCGAUCUCGCCAACCUCCCGCCACCGCCGCCAUCCGACGGCGUUCGUGACUGGUCCAAGCAUGCAACCGCGCGCGAGCGCAAGGGUCUCGUGCUCUUCAGUGGCGACCUCUACUCGCCCUCGGUAGAGUCGAGCGUCACCCGAGGCACCCAUCUCGUGCCCGUCAUCAAUGCCUUCAACCUCGACUGCGCCUGCCUCGGCAACCACGACUGGGACUUUGGCUAUCCACAUCUCCAGACCCUCAUGGCGCAAAACAACUUUCCCUGGCUCUUCUCCAACGUCGUAGACCGAUCCAACGCCACUGACUCUGCCCAGGACAAGGAGGAUGGCGACAGCGGCAGCACCAACUGGGACGAGGACUUGUGCGACGACGAUGCCCAGGUCGCCGGCACCUUGCGCUCCUGGACCACCACCGUCCAGGGCGUCAAGGUCGGCUGCAUCGGCAUCGUCGAAAAGGAGUGGAUCGCCACCGUCCCCAACUUUCCCCACGGCUUUGUCUACCGCAACAUGGCCAAGACGGCGCUCAAGCUCAGCCAGAUCCUGCGUGAUCCCGCAGGCGAGGCGUGCGAGCUUGUCAUUGCCAUCACCCACAGCCGGCUGCCCAACGACAUUGACUUUGCCAACGAGGUCGGUGCGGUCGCCAACCCCGAUGCCACCUCCCACGGCGUCGAUCUCGUGCUCGGCGGUCACGACCACAUCUACUACGUCGGCAACGGCGCAGCCCACUACGAGGGCGACGCCUUCCAACGCGGCGAGCCAGGCACCGAAAACGACUCGGCCGCCAUGGUCGUCAAGUCCGGCACCGACUUCCGCGACCUCUCCGAGCUCAAGCUCGAGCUCUCCGAGCGCGACGACGCCGCCGUACGCAAGCGCACCAUCCGCAGCCUCAGCGUCAAGCGAUACCGCACCCAGGCCUCCGACGCCUCGCUGCCAGCGGUCAAGACGCUGCUCGACGAUCUUCUUGCCAAGAUUAGCAAGUCGACCGGUCAGAGUGUCGCCUACACGCUCACGCCCUGGGACGUGCGCAGCGAAAAGGUGCGCACCGACGAGUCGGCGUUUGGCAACUUUGUCGCCGACGUGCUCAUGAACUCGUACGAGGAGGUGCUGCGCGAACGCGAUAACCGCGGCGAGCUCAGCGAGCGCCGUCCGCCCAAUGCGCGCGAGGUCGACUGCUGCAUCAUCUGCGGCGGCAGCCUCCGCGGCGACCAGGUGUACGGCCCGGGCAAGAUCGCGCUCUCGGACGUGCUCGAGAUCCUGCCCUUCGAGGACGCCGUCGUAUGCAAAGAGCUCAAGGGACAGGACAUUUGGGAUGCGCUGGAGAACGGCCUGUCUGCUUGGCCCAAGCAGGAGGGCAGAUUCCCGCAGGUCGCAGGCAUGAUGGUCAAGUGGGACUCCACCAAGCCCCCUGGCAAGAGGCUCGUCAGCGUCGAGCUGCUCGACAACCCGCUCGACACGCCCGCCUCGGCGCAGCCCAAGGAUGCCAAGCACGAGGAUGCCGACGUGGGCAAGCUGCGUCGCUUCUCGCUCACCGAGCUUCCCGGCGGCGGAUACGAUCUAGAGGUGCACAGGCCGGCGUUGGUGAGCAGGGGUGCGCUCGAGAUGGACAAGACCUACCGCGUGGUGACGCGCGAGUAUCUCGCCGAAGGCUACGACGGCUUUGACGCGCUCAAGCGUGGCCGCUUUGUCGUGGACCACGAGAACGGCCAGCUCAUGUCGGCGAUCGUGCGCAAGUUUCUGCUGGGCGCCAGCUAUCUGUGGCGCAUGAAGCAGAUCCGUCGGCUCCAGGACGGCCAGAGCACCGACGGCUCGGCGGCGCUGCCGGGACCCGACGGACCGAUGGCCGAGGUUGGGGACGACAAGAUGCGCGACGUGGACACGUUGAGCAAGCGCACGCGCAUCGCCAUCACGCGCGCGCGCUCGCUCAACCUGCUCAAGCGUGCCAUCAAGCCGAGCACCCAGACCGAGCUGCCCACGAAGCCCGUCAAGCGCGGCCGCGCCGGCUCGGCGGGCGAGUGGUGCAUGGUGGUCGACCAGUCGCCCGGCGGCUUCCGCGACGCACUCCACAUCGGCGGAUCGGAACACCACUCGGCCUACGACUCGGUCUCGCGCCGCUUCAACGAGCCGCUCACCACACCGCACUCCUCUGCAACCUCCACCGCCGCCGCAGUUGGUGGUGUCAAUGGGGCAGACACGGCGUCUCGUGCUGCCAAGCGCACGCGCACCGACGCUGCGCACGGAGGCCAUGACAGCGCGCUAUUUGAUCCCACGCUCGCGUCGGGUCUGUUGACGCAGAUCCGCGAGCUGUUGGCGCUCGUGUCGCGCGCAGCCGCGCAGGAUGGACAGCUGUACACGGGCGACACCUCGUCGGACGAGUCUGCGGCUGCUGCGCAUGACGAAGCCGAGGGUGGCGAUGCGGCGAUUGCGCUGGGUGCGACUGCGGACGAUGGCGACGACCAUGCGGCGCUGGCACUGCUUGCGGCAGGUGCAUCGCGCGCUCAGCGGGGCGAGCCGACUGCACUCGAGAGAGAGAUCGUCUCGCGCGCCACGGCGUUGCGCGCAGCAUUCAGCACGCUCGAGGAGGCCGCAAAGACACUCCCCGGCGCGGCGGAGAUGGGCAUCACCGACCAGCGUCGUCUGAUCGCAGCACUCGACAGCCUCGUCCGCAAGCAGAACACCGACCUGCAAAAUCUCCCCCACCCCAAUGCCCAUCCGCCCAAUGGCGAGCGACACGCAAAGCCGGCGUUUGGCAAGGGGGCUGUGGCGUCCAGCUCGUUCCACCUCGAUCAGGGACAGAUGGACCAGCUGCGUUCAGACAUUAGUGCGGCGACGCAACCGCGUGCCGACGACAUGAAUCUUGCCUUUGUAUCGCCACUUGUCGAUGGCCGACUUGUCGACAUUGCACGCUCCACCUAA